This is a messenger RNA of Astrephomene gubernaculifera, 693 nucleotides long. NCBI's taxonomy places the organism in Eukaryota, Viridiplantae, Chlorophyta, Chlorophyceae, Chlamydomonadales, Astrephomenaceae. The record is from the annotation of a GenBank genome assembly.
ACUGGGAGCCCACCCUGGUGGCGCUGGGCCACUGCAUGCGCAAGCUGUGCCGCUUCGCCGCCGCCGCGGACUGCUACUCGGCCGCCCUGGCGCUGUGCCCCGCCUCGCCCAGCACGCUGGCGGCAAUGGGAUUCGUGGCGCAGCUGGCAGGUGACCCGCGGGUCGCUGUGGAGCACUACCACGCUGCACUAGCUCUCAGACCGGACGACCCCUUUACCACCGACAUGCUGCGAGCGGCGCUUCAGGAGUAUGCGGAGGCUGCGGCGGCAGAGGAGGAGGCAGCGGCUGCUGCAGCCGGCUUUGCACCUGGCCGCUUCUCUGCUUUCGGCUAGGCUGCCGUACAAGCGCGUUGUCGGUGAUAGGAAGAUGCGGUCCAGGCAGAUGGCUGGCAGCAUGGCCAAUGCCUUCUUGCUAGCCGCGUCUGUCGGCCAAUUGCAGUGAUCGUGCUUAAUGGGAUGUUGCUAAUUGCGGGACAGCUAGAGCGGCAGGCAGGAUCGGUGUACACCAGAACUAGCACAAGAGAAUCCAUUUAAUGAACCUAAACAGCAGCAUCGUCGUAAUGCCAAUAUAUGUCUUGCGUCUGCGAGCCCUUGGGCUUUCGCGCAUAUCGGCAUGCUGCAGUCCCUUUAGGGUUCCUGUGACGUGGUUGCGCAAGCGAACUGCAGCGCAGUGCAUAGCGGCUGUCUAACGAGC